Molecule: messenger RNA, 1929 nt
Organism: Malania oleifera
Lineage: Eukaryota; Viridiplantae; Streptophyta; Magnoliopsida; Santalales; Ximeniaceae
Product: protein PAL OF QUIRKY
Exons: 5
Coding region: 278-844 (188 amino acids)
Molecular function (GO): protein binding
Source: RefSeq, a predicted model, not a curated record
GGAGGGGCUUUAACAGGUAACCGCCGGCCAAUGGUAGAGGAAUCUCGCUGACGUGCGGUGGUGGUCCUCUCCUUCUUUUCUUUUCUCUUCUUUUCUUUCUGCGAUAAAUUAAACCACACGCCUUCUAUAAAUAAGCCCCCAAUGGUACCUUGCAUUGGCUUGAACCACCCCUCUCCCUCCCUUCUCCCUCCUCCCAACAAUUUCUACUCCGUUUCUCUUUCUCUCCGCAGCUAAACUGGACUCCAUUUCCCUCGUCUCCGGGAAACCCCCUAGGACCAUGGAGUUUGGAGCCUCCCCCGACGCCGUCAAACCCCCCACCAUCAAGUUCCUCUGCAGCUACGGCGGCAAAAUCCUCCCGCGCUACCCCGACGGCAAGCUCCGUUACCACGGCGGCGACACCCGCGUCCUCGCCGUCCACCGUUCCGUCUCCUUUUCCGAGCUGUUGGUGAAGCUCGGGGAUUUGUGUGGGUCGUCGGUGAGCCUGAGGUGUCAGCUGCCGACGGAAGAUCUGGACGCCUUGGUGUCCAUCACCUCCGAUGAGGACCUCGCCAAUCUCAUCGAGGAGUACGAUCGCGCUGCCUCAAUUUCAUCGGCGACCUCCUCGUCUAUAAAGAUCAGAGCCUUCCUCUCUCCGCCCAAAUCGCUCAAAAAAAUCUCCCCUCCCCCUUCCUCGGCCCCUUCGUCGAAGUCGUCGGUUGCUUCCGCCUCGAGGUUCCCGGCGCCGGCGGCCGAUCCAAGAUUCCGUCAGGUCUUCCCCCGGCCGGUGGUAUUUCCCCUCUGCUUCGAGAAGUCCUCAGCCGGGAAGGUCAUUUCUGCUUCUUUGAUUCCGUUAUCGUUCCGUUAGGGUUCCGGUAUUCCCCUCCGUCUUUGUACACCGUUGUAACGAACCGUAAUAACCAGUGCCAACCAUUUUCCGUAAAAUUCGCUUCAGGCGCCACGUCACUCCGUUACCAUUGCGUUACGCCCGUGUAAAUCAUGGGAUUAGAAUCGGCUCAAAGAUGACAGUAAAUUAUUUCUAACUGCAUGUUCACGGCAACUCUCAAUUUCUAAGGUGUCGUAGAAGCCUCAAAAUUCAAACUUGAGAAAAGGGCUGAGAAAUUUAUUUACUCUAUUUUUUUUUUUUUAUAUCACCGGUGUCCUCAGUCGGCAUCUAUCAGAUUACAACACAGCUAAGAUUAUUCCCGCGCCCCGUGAAACUAGCUCCACAGCACCACGAGUGUAUAAAUUCAGGAACCGAGGGGAAACUCGAACUCGAGAGGCACAUAGGCUGACCUCGUGAGAGGCACACCCACUGGACGAGUUUACCACAUGAGACAUGCCCUGGGGCGAUUUAUUUACUCUAUUUGAAGUGAGGGAUGGGGGUGGAGGUGGAAAUAGAUAUUCAAUCCCUUACUUUGUCUCUGUGUAUCCCAAUUUAAUGCUGUAUAAUGAUAUCUUUGUAUUUUGGCAGCUUGAUUUUUCAAGUUGGUUAUAGGAGGAGGAGGAGGAGGGGAAGAAGAAGGCAUCAGUGAUUUUUUCUUUUUGGGACACAAAUGUUGAUGUGUGGUGUGGUGUGGUGGUUUUGACCGAAUUCGGCUGGACCCAAUGGUGCUUCUCUACCAGUCUACACCACAACCAAAGCAAAACACAACAAAACAGGGAGGAGGACAGAGCAGAAAUUCCUAAACUAAUAAAAGGGGGGAGUUAAAAUUGGUAUUAUUGAAAAGGAAAGGAGAUGGGGAAGUGUUCCGAUGAGGACUGUGAAGGAAAUUAUUAAUGAAGCCGAGGAGGGGAGGGGGCUCCACUUAAUGGUGGUUCGCUAUACAACCGAGCUGCACACGUGGAGACUUUUUCACAAACAGAAAAGAUUUGUUACAUAUUGGUUGAAUAAAAACGAAAAAAAAAAAAAAGGAAUAAAAGAAUAUACAGCAAUAGUAAAUUAAUUACAAA